Messenger RNA from Recurvomyces mirabilis, 1341 nucleotides. RefSeq lists its product as uncharacterized. The coding region runs from base 1 to 1341 and encodes 446 amino acids. The record is from RefSeq and is a predicted model, not a curated record. Gene Ontology annotation, cellular component: SMN complex; nucleus. The transcript has 2 exons. Gene Ontology annotation, biological process: spliceosomal snRNP assembly. NCBI's taxonomy places the organism in Eukaryota, Fungi, Ascomycota, Dothideomycetes, Mycosphaerellales, Teratosphaeriaceae.
AUGACCAAACGGAGACGGGAGCGAGACAGGCCUAAGGCUGGGCCAGACUCUGUAUAUAACCCAAAUAAGAGAGUGCUGCUGAGCUACGCAUCAGAUGAGGAAGACACGGACGAUGACAUUGGUCAGACCUUGGGCACUGGCAAUACAGCAGCCGUAGACGCAGUGUCGGCCGACUAUGCAAUCCCACCUUACCCCCAAGAAGAGGAAGAGUACAUCCCGGAGCCCUUGGGAGAGCCGGUCAACGAGGAUGCACCAACCUCCGUUCCAGAUGAGAGCUCCGAGAUCAGUACCAACGAGCAGUCCAACAAUCAACGUUCGCACUACAAACGAAGUACGACCAAGAAUGCAAUCACAGGUCAGUGGCCUGCUAUAGGCUCGCUCGCGUAUCAGUGGGACGACGAGGGUGAGGGUGAGGGUGUGGAGAGCUAUGAUAGUGCGGAGGAGGAAGCCAUGGCAUACUUGAAAGCUGUAAGGAACGAACGCAUGGCUCUACCAGAAGUGGUGCGUGCCCAGCACAACGAUAUGAACGAGGAGAUCUACAAGACCGGAAACGGCGAUGCUCGAGGUUAUGUCAAGGAUGGUGCUUAUGUUGGUUGCCCAGACAUUGGUCCGGUCAUGCCACGAUCCGCACAUAGCCAGAUCUCACCGUUUGAAGCAUACACGACUUCGCUCAAGAAUCGUUUUCUGGACCAGCGCGAGCAGAUGCACAGUAAUGCUAGCGCAGAAGCACUGGGCAAACUGGAUGACAAGCAUCCGACGACUUUCGACAUACGUAAUAACAAGUUGUAUGCUCAAUGGACACGAACAUUAAAGUCGACACCACCACUACCCGCACAGAUUCGGACUUUGGAUGCGGAUGCUGUGAAUCAGCUUCUUCAGCUGAUCCAAAGAAUAUUUCUCUUUCGCGGAGAACCGAUCCACGAGAGUACUAGUAUCUGGAUCUGGUCACUUCUUGCCCGGCUGGACGACGUAGGCACCAUGAACAACGAAGAAGUAUACGCUCUACGUGAAUUUGGUAAGCGCGCUGUGCUGAUACAGCUGUCUUUGUUCGAUCCUGCGGCUGCUUUAUUACUGGAGAAUGUCAAUCAGGAGGAAAAUGUGGUGAGUGGAGCAGCUGGCACAGAAGGCGAAACAAACAUGCCAGAUGGUGGUACUGCUCACUCAGUUGGAAAGCCACCAGAGUUGCCUGACACUACUUCAUCGUCUGCACAGAACACGCUCAUAACCCUUGAUGCCGUGAUCACCAUCAUUGGCGAAGUGUUUGGGCAGCGUGACCUGCUUGAUUUCAGAAGGGAAUGGCCUGGCAGUACGGAAGCGCAGGCAGAGGCUGAUAGGGCGUAA